Fraxinus pennsylvanica is the source of this 420-nucleotide messenger RNA. NCBI's taxonomy places the organism in Eukaryota, Viridiplantae, Streptophyta, Magnoliopsida, Lamiales, Oleaceae. The record is from the annotation of a GenBank genome assembly.
AUGGCUGAGAUUGCUACUGAAGAGUCUGAAGCAGGGAGGUCAAAGUCACUGGAAGGGGUUUCUACUGGGCAGCAGCAGCAGUGCCAGCCUUGGGAAGCAUUGGCGGAAUGGAGGUCUUCUGAGCAGCUGGAAAAUGGGAUCCCAUCAACCUCGUCCCCUUACUGGGAUAGCAGCGAUGAUGGACAAAGUCAAGAUCCUCCAUACCGUCACUCAGAAGAGGGAAAAGAAAAUAAAGAUGAAAAGGACCAAAACCUUCUGAAUUAUAUGGAAUGUAUACAUGGAAAAUUGAUAAGUUUUCACAAAUUAACAAAAGAGAACUUCGGAGUGAUGCAUUUGAGGUUGGUGGCUACAAAUGAAUAUUUUUCUAGUUGGUUUAAGGUUGAAGAUGGUAGCUCUGCUGCAUCCUUCAUGGCUACAUAG